Miscanthus lutarioriparius is the source of this 1428-nucleotide messenger RNA. The record is from the annotation of a GenBank genome assembly. NCBI's taxonomy places the organism in Eukaryota, Viridiplantae, Streptophyta, Magnoliopsida, Poales, Poaceae.
AUGACUGGAAGGAAGGAUUCACCGACUCCGAAGAUGCUGCCCUACUUUGAUCCGGACUACGAGAACUUCAACCAGCGCAUCAACUCUCCAAGGGUUUGCAUUGACAACACCACAUGCACCGACUGCACCUUGGUGAAGGUUGACAGCAUGAACAAGAAUGGCAUUCUGCUGGAGGUGCUGCAGGUCCUGAGUGAUCUGGACCUCCACAUCUUUAAAGCGUACAUCACCUCUGAUGGUGGAUGGUUCAUGGAUGUGUUCCAUGUCGUGGAUAAGCAAGGGCAGAAGAUUACUGAUGACAAGACCAUCAAGUACAUUGAGGAGGCUUUAGGUCCAGAGAGCAAUUUGCUGUGCCCAAAAGGCAGCAACUCACAUGGGAGGUCGGUGGGGCUGCACUCCAUCGGCGACCACACCGCCAUCGAGCUCAAGGGGCCCGACAGGACGGGCCUCCUCUCGGAGAUCUUCGCCGUGCUCGCCGACCUCCAGUGCAACGUGCUGGCCGCCGAGGUGUGGACGCACCGCAUGCGCGUGGCCUGCAUCGUGUACGUGAACGACGUGGCCACGGGGCAGGCCAUCGACGACCCGGGCCGCGUGUCCACGAUCGAGAACCGGCUGCGGCAUGUGCUCCGCGUCUACGGCGGCGGCGGGGGGGACGACGACGGCAGCGGCGCGCACGCCAACUUCACGGACGCCUCUUCGACGCCGCACCACCUGGACCGGCGGCUGCACCAGCUCAUGCACGCCGACGUGGACGCCGUCCACGGCGAUGGCGACGAUGGCGCCGGCGCCGGCGCGCCCGUGGCGGCCGGCGGCGAGGGCGACAGGCCGGAGGUGAAGGUGGAGCACUGCGAGGAGAAGUCCUACUCCGUGGUGAACGUCAAGUGCAAGGACCGGUCCAAGCUGCUGUUCGACAUCGUGUGCACGCUCACGGACAUGGAGUACGUCGUGUUCCAUGCCGCCGUGUCGUCCGAAGCCAACUACGGCAUCCAGGAGCUGUACAUCCGCCGCAAGGACGGCAAGACGCUUCUGAAAGACGAAGCAGAGAAGGUGGUCAGGUGCCUGGAAGCAGCCAUCUCUAGAAGAGUAUCCGAGGGCUUCACGCUGGAGGUGUGCGGCAGGGACCGGGUGGGCCUGCUGUCGGACGUGACGAGGGUGCUCCGGGAGCACGGCCUCACGGUGAGCCGCGCCGACGUGACGACGGCGGGCGGGCAGGCCACCAACGUCUUCUACGUCCGGGACCCCUCGGGCCAGCCGGUGGACAUGAAGACCGUCGAGGGGCUCCGGGGCCAGUUUGGCCAGACCGCCAUGCUCAACGUCAAGAACGUGAGCGUGCCUGCUGCGGUGGCCAGAGCGCCGGAGACAAGAUCCGGCGGCAUGGUCAGGAGCAGCUUCUUCUCCUUCGGCAGCCUCUUCGCAAAACUCCGGGCCUGA